Messenger RNA from Alternaria ethzedia, 3276 nucleotides. RefSeq lists its product as uncharacterized. The coding region runs from base 1 to 3276 and encodes 1091 amino acids. Gene Ontology annotation, biological process: regulation of chromosome condensation. The transcript has 2 exons. NCBI's taxonomy places the organism in Eukaryota, Fungi, Ascomycota, Dothideomycetes, Pleosporales, Pleosporaceae. The record is from RefSeq and is a predicted model, not a curated record.
AUGGCCACGACCAUGUUCGCCAAUUUCACGUCCGGCGACCGUCGCAAGAAAGUCUACGGCAAAUCCGCGCGUCGCUCCACCCUGCCGCCGCCCCUUCCUGAUUCCAACGAUGAUGCGCCGCCAUCCCCAGACCGACCGCGGAAACAUCCCGCAGCCGUGAACGGCUCGCUGAAGAAAGCCGGAGACACAUUGAAGGCCAGCACGGGUCUGGAGAAUGCGCGCGCAAGGUCCGACGAUGUCGACGUCUUCGAUGUGCCCUCCGACGACGACUUCCUGUCGCGCCCGAAGCCCGCGAAGAAGAUAAUAGCGAAACGUCGGGCACCUGAAGCAGGCUUGGAAACCUCAACUUCUUCUAGAGGGGAGGCCGUGGUGGCAUCCAAGAAGCCAGCAAAAGCUUCACAGCCAUUGCGCAAGCCUGACGAUGCGAAUACUGCCACCGUAAAGAAGACGCUGCCAACGCCCGCACAGGCACCGCCACCGCCAUCCUCGGAUACGAUCGCACCUCGGACACUACGCGGGAAGACGCCUCAGCCUGUGGGAGCACAGAAACAGACGGCAAGGGACCCGGAGUCAUCACAGAGGCCGGUGGCCAAGGCAAAGGCGUCUUCCGAGACGACGGCCGUUGCGCCGACAGCUACCAAGGCUCAGAAGAAUGCGAAGAUAACCUCGGCACUACCUGCGAAAAAGACGGCAGGAAAAGCUCUUGCCAAACCGACCGAUGACCUCGCUGUGUUCGAUAUACCGAUGUCGGACGAAGAGGCUCCGCCAACUGUCAAAAAGAUCUCACGUCAAGCUCCGCAGACAGCACAUAAAGAGCCUCCCGGGAAGUCCAAGACAACAUCGGAAGAGUCUCACAAGGACACUACCGAGUCGGACGAGUCGAAUGCAUCGAACAAGCGAAAGCGCAAAGGGUCUAUGUCGUCCACUGCCACAGUGGCUACGCCAGUGGUACAACAGACGACUGAACAGACGGCGCAUCAGCGGAGCCGGAAGGUUCAGAAGAACGAAGAAAGUGCUUCACCGGGGCAUGCAUCACUAUUGCAGCCCGUCGCAGGCGCAACACGGAAAACGCAACCGCCAGCGCUGGCACUCAACAAACCGACAAGGACGAGGCAACGUACCGUACCCGUCAUGGCACCGCGAAAGAUGGUCAAGGGCCAGUCCUCUCCUGCUACUCUGAGCGGCAUGAUACCGAAUCGCCAGGCCCCCAGGCCAUCUCCUGUCAAGAAAAUCCCAGACGUGCCUGAGAUGGAAGACGAGACUAUGUAUGACAUACCAGAUCCGUUGACCACCCCUGUUCGGAAAUCCAGACCUGUCGUACCUGGCUCCGUGACACCGCGACAGAGGGAUCUCUUCAGCGGCUUGCUAAGCGAUUCAUCGUCCUCUGCUACACCAAUGCCAAGCCUGGCGAACUUACAGCUGACGGAUCGCAAAUCGAGAUCACUCAUCGGUAACCUGGCAAGAUCAAAGUCUGAUGUCACUCAUAGUGCCAAGGCCCGUAGGACUAGACUCAUUGACACUCUUAAACCAACCGAGACUAGCUCGGACGAUGACGAAGAAGACAGCAGCAGCGAUGGUGGAGAAGAGUCGGAGGCAAGCUCAAAGCAUCCUACGUCUGCAAGAAGAUCUGUACGAGAAGUCGGAAAAGAUCAAGCUUCGACGACGUCCUCUGACGACAUGGAUGUGGACAAGCAAGCAAACGCGGAGUCACAAACAUCGCAGACAACGUCUGGUUUCGGCAUGCGUCCAAAGCUCACUUACGCAAUGGCGCGGUCGUACCUAAAGGAAGACAAUCCAGAGGAUGACCUACUGAUCUCGAUGGAUCUAGACGAUGGCUUUGGGUCUCAGUCCCAGAUGGAUACCAGAUCUGUAUCCGAGGAUGACCCCGAGCAGAACAGUCAAGCACAGGCUCAACAAAUUCACGAGCUCAAGACACGGGGGCGUAACAUGAUCAUCGGAUAUGAGAUCGAAAUGAUGAUCGGAGACAUAUCCGUUACCAACAGUAAGAGUAUGAGGCGUAGCGCAAUGAUCGAUCUGUGCACCAAGAUGGCCGAUGAGACGUUCUGUCAUCAGCUUGUCGACUCGGCUCUGGCCCAUCAGUUCUUCCAGAACAUCGCUGGCGGUCGCGAGAUUAUCUUCGACUUUGUCGCUGCCGUCGCCACAGUAUUUAUCCUCCGUACCAACCCUACCCACUCUGUCCUAGACGAGUUGCAGGAGACCGGCAGUUUCGCACACUUGAUCGAGCUAGCCAGCAAUGAUGCGGAUAUCAAGGAGAUCGCCAAAGAUCGCAAGUCGAACAUGUCAAAGAUUGCUAAGGAAUCGGUAUUCACGUUUCGCACCCUAGUCCAGCAAAGCUCUAUCUGGUCAUCCAGCAUAGUACAGAAGAUAUCUCCCCAGCUUGUCGCUCUGAAAGCUAUCGAGCUGCUCAUCAUUGGUAUGCGGAAGGCUGGCAAUGCUGAUAGGCUACUUGAUCAGACGAUGAUCUCCCAGCUCGUUGAGAUUGCUUCGAAAUCGAAUGACCGGUUGCAAUCGGGCAAGGAGGGAAGCGCGGACAAAGUAUGCCUGGAAACAGUACUUUCCAUACUGGAGUCAAUUUCUGCCACAAGGCAGAUCCAAGCCUCCUGGCCGACUGGUGUGCUUCAGCGUAUUGCGGGCUUUAUGCCUCGGUUCUUCCAGCCUGACAGCGCUGCAUCAACUAUGCUCGCUGUCAAGCUAUGUAUGAACUUGACGAACAACAAGCCGAAAGCUUGCCAGCCGUUCUCAGCCAUGGCUUUUGUGCAGCCAUUGACGCAAUCUAUCAUUAGAAAGUUUGAGUCAAUCAGUACGGGGCUCGCGACGGAAAAGCGGACAGAGGUUUUGGAUAGUCUCAUCUUGAGCUUGGGUGCUUCCAUCAAUCUUGCGGAGCUGAGCGACGAGAUGAGGCUUAACGUCGCUGAUCAGAUUGACGCUCUGGUCGCCAUCUUCCUGGAGGGAUCAAAGCGUGCUUCACAGGCUGCUUCUGUGGAAGAAUCGCAUUCUGGUGUAGCCAUCGGAUAUCUUGCCGUGCUCCUUGGGAAUCUGAGUCUCAACGACCAGAUAAGGGCAAAGGUCCGCAAGCUGCUACCGAACAAGCGACUUGACACCCUUGUCGAUAGCAUCAAGGAAUUUGUCCGUGUGCACCAACAUGUUGACCAGAAGGCAGGAAAUCUUGAGGGAGCAGAGGGUCAAGAGGCUUUGCAGUCCUACACGGCGCGCCUCAUGCUUGUCGUGGAACGGUUGCAGAAUGCGAGCACUUGA